AAAACUUAUAGGGAAAAGACUGUCGAAAAAUGUCGCAAAACAACCGGAGGACAAGUGGAUCCAAGUUUACCGGAUGCCCGAAAGCCUCAAAGAUCCGGCAGUUGGAAUCGGCUCUGGAUUAUGCCCACCGUGCUAUUCGAAGCUUGAACAAAGAUCUCAGAAAACUUGGGAUCGAGAAUGAUGUCCUCAGAUCAGGUCUACAGGACGAAAAUCGGGUCCUAACGGAAGAGCAAAGAAAUGCAGAACUCCUUUUCAAAAAGCAGGAUGAAGGCAGGAAGAAGGCCAAGCUGCAAGAGCUGAAGUUGCAGAAAGUAUUCAUACAGCAUCUACUGAAUGCCGUGUUAGAAAAGGUCUUGGCUACAUCAGCCCCAGCACUUGCCGAAAGGUAG
Molecule: messenger RNA, 389 nt
Organism: Nematostella vectensis (starlet sea anemone)
Lineage: Eukaryota; Metazoa; Cnidaria; Anthozoa; Actiniaria; Edwardsiidae
Exons: 8
Coding region: 30-389 (119 amino acids)
Biological process (GO): proteolysis
Cellular component (GO): membrane
Molecular function (GO): metallopeptidase activity; peptidyl-dipeptidase activity
Source: RefSeq, a predicted model, not a curated record